Messenger RNA from Chionomys nivalis (European snow vole), 7355 nucleotides. RefSeq names its product PHD finger protein 21A (gene Phf21a). Lineage: Eukaryota; Metazoa; Chordata; Mammalia; Rodentia; Cricetidae. Gene Ontology annotation, molecular function: chromatin binding. The coding region runs from base 1360 to 3426 and encodes 688 amino acids. Gene Ontology annotation, cellular component: histone deacetylase complex. Gene Ontology annotation, biological process: negative regulation of transcription by RNA polymerase II. The transcript is spliced from 20 exons. The record is from RefSeq and is a predicted model, not a curated record.
GUGGCCCUGGCAGGGGAGGGGUUUGAUGUGGACAUUGGGGCACCGGGCGAGAAAGGUCUCCUUUCAACUUUGUCUUGUGGCUUGCACCCCGGGAGGAGGCCACAUGCCGAUUGUGGGGUGUAGAUGUGCUGGGAGUGAUUUCUAAGUAGUUUAGUUGUUGAGAUAGGGUACGGCGGCUAAUUGUAGGCAGGUUUUGUUUUCAUGGGUGAAUCCGGUGUCAUCAUAUUCCGGUCAUAUGUUGAAAUAUUCUUUGUUUAGGUCUUGAAGUAGAGGAUCUCCCUCUGCACGUCCACAUUGUGUUGUUUUUGAAUGAUGUCUUCGGGAGUGUGGAUUUCUAGAAUCUCAAAUGUGAUUUUUAAGGUUUCGGCAUGUGUGGGCCUCAGCACUGGCCUUGACAGUGAACUUUGUGGCUUUUUUUUUUUUUUUUUAACUUCUAAGAUUUUACUCCAUAGCUGGGAUGCUAGUUAUGCUUGAUGGUAGUAUCAGGAAUGUAGAGUCUUGAGCUGAGGAAGUUAGAGAGGGAAGGGCAUUUAUUUAUUAAUAAUUGAUAGCUCAAUGUUAGAAUCAGAUUCAUUUGCACUGGUUGAAGGUUUUUUCCUCCCUUUUUCCUUUAAAGCAGUUGUGCACUCUAGGAAGGAAGCCUUUUGGCAGACACUCUUUAUGGUGGCUUUUUGGGGGCAUGAAAGGGGGUAUCGCCUUUUACAGAGAUCUCUUCAGCAUCAUUUGUAGAUUUAUCGAGGGCCUCUUCGGGGGGGGGGCUCAAAUUGAGGCUAAGAAGUAUAAGGCUACUUUUUGUUCCUUGUUUACAUUUCAUGUCUCACAUUGGGGCAGUGGAAAUAAAUAGGUCAGCCCCCUCCCCCUUUUCAAAGUUUUACCAUCUACUUGGUUUACAGCCUUGUAGGAAAGCCUUACUGAGAUUUUCCUGGGAAUACUGUUACUCAUUUUAAUUUCGUGCUAUUGAAGACAUUUUCAACUUGAGAUUUUAGUUGGCUUCACAUUAUUAAAGUGCUCAGACUUCGGACUCAGGCAAAUCCGUAUAGAGCUGGGAGAAUAACACACCGAAAAGACACCUGCUGGGGCCAUACUUUAUUUUACAGGGAUGGGAUUAAAGAACUGACUGAGAGCCAGUUUCUCCAAAAUUGGUUUCUUUACUGCAGGACUUCUCAGAACCUUUAAUAUGCUAAUGUGCAUUGUGAAUCUCCAAGAUGGGGAUAUGAUAUGCAGCAUUCUUGAAUCCUUCUAAUGACAGGGAGCCCACUACCUCAUAAGCUGCAGCAACAAGAGGAGCUUGUUAUUUUAAACGGAGGCUGAAGACACUGUAGAAUUAGCAGACAUAAGAGAAAGUGGAGAAGGUAGAGGAUGGAGUUGCAGACUCUACAGGAGGCUCUUAAAGUGGAAAUUCAGGUUCACCAGAAACUGGUUGCUCAAAUGAAGCAGGAUCCACAGAAUGCUGACUUAAAGAAACAGCUUCAUGAACUCCAAGCCAAAAUCACAGCUUUGAGUGAGAAACAGAAAAGAGUAGUUGAGCAGCUGCGGAAGAACCUGAUAGUCAAGCAAGAGCAACCGGACAAGUUCCAGAUACAGCCAUUGCCACAGUCUGAAAAUAAACUACAGACAGCACAGCAGCAACCACUACAGCCACUACAGCCACUGCAACAGCAGCAGCAGCAGCAACAGCAACAGCAGCAGCAGCAGCAGCAGCAACAGCAGCAGUCAGCAGCACCGCCCAGCCUGACUGCAUCCCAGAAGACUGUAACUACAGCUUCUAUGAUCACCACAAAGACACUACCUCUCGUCUUGAAAGCAGCAACUGCGACCAUGCCUGCCUCUGUUGUGGGCCAGAGACCUACCAUUGCUAUGGUGACCGCCAUCAACAGUCAGAAAGCUGUGCUCAGCACUGAUGUGCAGAACACACCAGUCAACCUCCAGACGUCUAGUAAGGUCACUGGGCCUGGGGCAGAGGCUGUCCAAAUUGUGGCAAAAAACACAGUCACUCUGGUUCAAGCAACACCUCCUCAGCCCAUCAAAGUACCACAGUUUAUCCCUCCUCCUAGGCUCACUCCACGUCCAAACUUCCUCCCACAGGUCCGACCCAAGCCUGUGGCCCAGAAUAACAUUCCUAUUGCUCCAGCGCCUCCUCCCAUGCUUGCAGCUCCUCAGCUUAUCCAGAGGCCUGUCAUGCUGACCAAGUUUACACCCACAACCCUCCCCACAUCCCAGAAUUCCAUCCAUCCUGUUCGUGUCGUCAAUGGACAGACCGCAACCAUAGCCAAAACGUUCCCCAUGGCCCAGCUCACCAGCAUUGUGAUAGCUACUCCAGGGACCAGACUCGCUGGACCUCAGACUGUACAGCUUAGCAAACCAAGCCUUGAGAAGCAGACAGUUAAAUCCCACCCAGACACAGAGGAGAAGCAAGCAGAGAGCCGUACCGUCACUCCACCUGCUGCACCAAAACCAAAACGAGAAGAGAACCCUCAGAAACUUGCCUUCAUGGUGUCUCUAGGGUUGGUGACACAUGACCAUCUAGAAGAAAUCCAAAGCAAGAGGCAGGAGCGAAAGAGAAGAACAACGGCGAACCCGGUGUACAGCGGGGCCGUCUUUGAGCCAGAGCGUAAGAAGAGCGCAGUCACUUACCUUAACAGCACAAUGCAUCCUGGGACGCGGAAGAGAGGUCGUCCUCCAAAAUACAAUGCAGUGCUGGGGUUUGGAGCCCUUACCCCAACAUCCCCCCAAUCCAGUCAUCCCGACUCCCCUGAAAAUGAAAAGACAGAGACCACAUUCACUUUCCCUGCACCUGUGCAACCUGUGUCCCUGCCCAGCCCCACCUCCACAGACGGUGAUAUCCAUGAAGAUUUUUGCAGUGUUUGCAGAAAGAGUGGCCAGUUACUGAUGUGUGAUACGUGUUCCCGCGUGUAUCAUCUGGAUUGCUUAGACCCGCCUCUGAAAACAAUUCCCAAGGGCAUGUGGAUCUGCCCCAGAUGUCAGGACCAGAUGCUGAAGAAGGAAGAAGCAAUUCCAUGGCCUGGAACUUUAGCCAUUGUUCAUUCUUAUAUUGCCUACAAAGCAGCAAAAGAAGAGGAGAAACAGAAGCUACUUAAGUGGAGUUCAGAUUUGAAACAGGAGCGAGAGCAGCUAGAGCAGAAGGUGAAAGAGCUCAGCAGUUCUAUAAGUAAAUGUAUGGAGAUGAAGAACAGCAUCCUGGCCCGGCAGAAGGAGAUGCGCAGCUCCCUGGACAAGGUGAAACAGCUCAUCCGCCUCAUCCAUGGCAUCGACCUCUCCAAACCCGUAGACUCUGAGGCCACUGUGGGGGCCCUCUCCAAUGGCCCAGACUGCACCCCCCCUACCAACGCCGCCUCCACACCCGCCCCCUCCCCCUCCUCACAGAGCUGCACAGCGAACUGUAACCAGGGGGAAGAGACUAAAUAACAGAGCCCUCGAGGAGAUGCCACGUCUCGGUGGUGAGGAGACUCUAGAGAAGCAAAGCCGGAGUUCUUCUGGAAAGUACAGAAUUCUUUUGGUUCUUUGGUUCCAGAGAGAGAGAAGAUGCUUGUGCCAGGUGGCACCGAGUUUGCCAAUUGAUUCUUCUUAUUCUGUGUGUACAUGCAAAGAUUGGACCAUGUUACAUGAAAUAGUGCCAGCUGGAGGUUCUUUGCCAGCACCAUGCCAAGUGAAAUAAUAUAUUUACUCUCUCUAUUAUACACCAGUGUGUGCCUGCAGCAGCCUCCACAGCCACGGUGGGUUUCUUUUUGUUUUGUUGGGUGGGGAGCAGGGACGGGCAGAGGGAGGAGAGCAGGUUUCAGAUCUUUACUGGGAGCUGUUUGUUUAGGUAGAAAAGACAAGUCCAAAGAGUGUGUGGGCUUUCCUGUUCCUAAACUUUCACUACCAUAAAACCAAAAAAAAAAAAAAGAAAAAAAAGAAAAAAAAAAGAAGAAGAAGGAAAAAACGGAAAUAGAGGUUUAACUAACCCAGUGCCCAGAGGAGGGCCAGGGAAGGCUGGGGAGGGGGGAGCAAGGGGGGAAGUAUAUGACAUAAGCAGUAUUUAAUGUUUCUGGAGUGGGCCUAGUACCAGGAGAGCCUAGGUCCCUCCCCAGCUCCGCUCUCCCCCACAGCCUCCAGCAGCCUCUUCCUUCCCUCUGCUCAGUGUAGUGCACAGCCCCAGGUGGUCCCCAGGCCUUGCUGAAGCAGGGAAGGGAAGGUGUGUGUGGUCCAGGAGGGAGAAAGGCGGAUCAAAGGUUUUACUUGAAAACAAGCUCCAUCCUUUUUCUAUAUUUAUAAGAAGAGAAGGUUCUGAGCAGAGCAGCGCGACCAGGUGUGUGAGUGGAGACGACCCUUUUCUCUUCUUUGAGGUUUUGUUUCUGUUCUUGUUUUGUUUAAACAACAUUUUAUUUCAUUGUUUAUUUUAUCUUUUUUGUUUUUGUUUUGUAACAAGAACUAAAAUAAGGAAUAAAGCAGCUGUUCCCAGGCUGGCGUCCUGUUAAGGUAGCAAGACCUUGCAUGGUAGAGUAGACGUCAUAGUGUCAGUGAGGUCAGUGAGUCUUCGUGGGUCCUGUGUCAUCGUCCGGCACCGUUUUUGCUUUUGGUUUUGGUUUUUUUUAGGUUUGUUUGUUUGUUUGGUGUUUUUUUUUGUUUUGUUUUUUUAAUGCAAGGGCAAAAAAUAUCUUUGUACCUGGGGAAAACAACAGCAACUUUGUUUUUUAAUUAAAAAGGAAAACAAAAGAUAUUGAGGUCUUCCUAGUGUUACUUAAAUUAAGAUCAAGGUAAGAAACAUUGUAAAAAAAUUACAAAAGUGCUAUUUGUUUCCUCAAACAGUGAUUUAUAUUAAAAAGGUGUCAGAACUGGAGAAAAUGCCGUGUAGUUAUAAUUUUUUAGCACAGAACCUGCUGAUCACAAUGACAUUUUGCUGUGUUUGUGUCUCUAAACUGGUGGGCCAAUCUUCAGAGUGGCAGAUCCUCCCACCUCCUUUCUCCUCAGACUGUGCUGUCUUUUUGGUACAGGGAUCACAUUUCCUGUUUGAAGCCAAAAUGGAGUGUGCAUGGUGUGAGGGCUCUCCACGGACUGGGACCUUGCUAGAGUGCAGGCUGGUGCCCACCUAAGCCCUUCCUUUGGUGCUGCUCUCGGUCUUUCAGCCACCAGCAUUAUGUAUGCCUCGGGGGCACCUUUGGGGGCCUGACCGGUGGGGUGGGGUGCAGGCUGCUGCGUCAGAAUUAAGGGAGGAGAUGCCUUGAGGGUCCAUAUGUCUCUGAGAGUCUAGGUGGCCUUCAAGCCCAUCUUGCACUGAAGAGAAAAGACUGAAGUCCCAGCUCUCCUCUGCCUACUGGCACCAGGGUCAGAAUUCACUCCAUCCCACCCACCCACAUGCUUCCUGGGUGUCUCUGGGCUAGAGUCACUACACUUGCCUUGCUUGGCCUAUGGCCGUUUCUUCCUGGAAAACUGGGGUUCUGCAAGACUCAUAGUUGUCUCCCUACAGUGCCACGUGUUGCCAUGGGAACCUGUGUCCGUGGCAUGUCCUUGAGUGAAGGGACAGAGGCCGAGGCUCUGCCCUCGGGUCCACAAGCAGCAUCUCUGGGGCCCACGAGGCCCCAAGUCUAGGAAGAGCAGGGAAAGGCCCCUUUGCUUCGUCCUUGCCCAGAGCUGGAUCCUGACAGGAGCUGCAGCAGACAAGGGGUGCUUCCGAGAGUGAGCAAGGCCCAUCCACACCAGCCGUCCAUUCCUCUCCCCAGCAUUUGAAAAGAGGCGCCCUAGUUUGGCCAUGCAGGCCUCUGGCUUCAGGUUGACUGAGGGGAGCAGAAAAGAGCCCUCUUUUCUUAUUCAGAAGCUAAGGUGCUAAGUCUAGUUGGAGAUGCCUGGACUAGUUGGAGGAAUCUUUGGCAGAAGAUCAGAGACCAGCAGCAGGCUGAUGUCUUGGCUCCCCCAACCUCCCAACCCCCUCUUGAACUUGUCUGGGCCCAUAGGCUAGGACUUGGCACACAGUUCCUACCUGUGAUGGGAAGAGGUUGAGAAGCCAUCAUCAGCCAUUGCAGGCCUUUGCCCCAGAAGAGCUGCUUGCUGGUGACCGUGCAGGAGCUGAGCAGCCUAGAUUCCUUCUGAUGAUGGACGUGAGCUGCUUGUGUUGACCGGAGUGGAGUAAAAACUGUAGGCCUCCAUCUCCGUGCCCUUCCCUGUGUCAGCACAGCUCCUUGUCCCCUUAGACAUCCGGGAUCCUUCAGCUUCCCUUCCCCUUCCUGCACAGCCACGUGUGUAAGACCCGCUGGCUUGGUGGUUGCUUUGGAGGGCCCAGGACUGGGAGUCCCUUUGUCCCCCAGACUAGGCUGGCAGGUGCAGGCUGUAGCGCUCACCUUUCUCUUUCUGAUCCUGCUGUCUUGUCUUCCCCUGCUGACUUCUUCAUUUCUCAUCUCUUCCUUCCUUAUCUGUCUGCUGAUGACACUCUUCAGGGAAGACCCCACUAGAGGCAAUCCCUGGGUGGACUACCUAUGUGGGGCCUGUCUCUGGAGCCAAUGGCAACCACCAGGCAGCCUCCAGCUGGCCCCCAUCUUGAUGAUUGGUAUCCUGUAGGGCCACCUCUCUGGCUGCUGCUGCUUCCUGUCUGAAGCCCAACAGGCAGUGUUAAGGGUCAUGUGUGCCCAACACUGACCCAGGGUUUCCAGCUGUCUAUCUGCAUGUACAGCUGCCUCUCCGCCACCUUCCUCUUAGGGCUACUGGAGCCUUCUUGACUCUCACCACCAGCCCUCCAGCUCAUAGCCUCUAAGUGGUCUCUGCCCUUCUUAGAUACGGACCUUCCCUAAAGGGCUGACCUUUUGAGGACAUUUCCUUCCAGGAGCAGCGGUAGAAUAGACCAGUGGCCUUUUCUGGGCUCUCCAGAGCCCAUGGCUUCUGUUGAAUGCAGGCGACUUUGCUCUGUAUAAGGGAUUGUGGGCCUUGUCCCACCCCUCAUCCAAGCACCCUUGGCAGAAAACAGGAGUCUCGGCCUAUGCGCCUGUCAGCUCCUCCCCAAGCAAAGAUGGGUGACCUCUGGAAAUAUUCUGCUGACCCGUCCAGGGUGGCACUCUUUAGCAAUUCCACAUGGCAGUCUUGGCCCCUGCACCCCUCUCCAGUGUCCUCGCUCUUAGCCCAGGGUGAGUUGCAGUCGCUGGGUGGGCUGAACAGACCAGAAGUCAGCAGUUCUGAGACAGAGCCAGACAGACCCAGUCCCGUCUGUGUCCAUGCCCUUUGUGAUUUCAGUCCUGGUAGAAUUUGUAUUUGGAGUUUUGUGCUUCAAACUUUCUGUUUUGUUUGUUUGGUUUUUGUUUUGAGGGGGUGGGGGGUACAGAGCAGCCGAUCAAUUUGUAUUUAUUUAUUUUAACAUUUUACUAAAUAAA